ACCUCACCGGCAGGCCCCCCCUCCCGGUCUCUGCAGCAGCCGCAACCGUCACCCACCCCGGAGGCGGCGCGGCGCACCCUCGACUGGGCCUCAUGAACCUGGCCGCCUCCCCCUCCCUGGCCACGCCCGCGACCACCCCCCUCCGCCGCCAUGAGAUGCCAUUAAAUCCCUCCCCCGCUUUGUCUUCCUGCUCGCCCUCGCUCCGCCGCUCGCUCGUCAGGCCCCUCCGGAGGAUCUCCCCCAUGGCCACCGCCCCCGCUUCCGCGCCUGUCGCCUCCACCGACAACUGCGCCGCGAAGGCGGCGGAGCAGCAGCAGCCCGUACAGGUCGCAAAGCGGUUGGAAAAGUUCAAGACAACAAUUUUCACACAGAUGAGCAUGCUUGCCAUCAAGCAUGGAGCAAUAAACCUUGGCCAGGGCUUUCCAAAUUUUGAUGGCCCGGACUUUGUGAAAGAGGCUGCUAUUCAAGCUAUCAACGCGGGGAAGAACCAAUAUGCAAGAGGGUAUGGUGUGCCUGAACUGAACUUGGCUAUUGCUGAAAGGUUCUUGAAGGACAGUGGAUUGCAAGUCGAUCCUGAGAAAGAAGUUACUGUUACAUCUGGGUGCACAGAAGCAAUAGCUGCAACGAUAUUGGGUCUGAUCAACCCUGGUGAUGAGGUGAUAUUAUUCGCUCCAUUCUACGAUUCAUACGAGGCUACACUGUCGAUGGCCGGUGCCAAUGUAAAAGCCAUUACUCUCCGUGCUCCGGACUUUGCAGUCCCACUUGAAGAGCUAAAGGCCACGGUCUCUAAGAACACCAGAGCAAUAAUGAUAAACACACCACACAAUCCUACUGGGAAAAUGUUUACAAGGGAGGAACUUGAAUUUAUUGCUGCCCUCUGCAAGGAAAAUGAUGUUUUGCUCUUUGCUGAUGAGGUCUAUGACAAGUUGGCGUUCGAGGCUGAUCAUAUAUCAAUGGCUUCUAUUUCUGGCAUGUAUGAGAGGACUGUGACUAUGAACUCUCUGGGGAAGACGUUCUCUCUAACAGGAUGGAAGAUUGGUUGGGCAAUAGCUCCUCCACACUUGACAUGGGGCCUAAGGCAGGCACACUCAUUCCUCACAUUUGCCACCUGCACACCAAUGCAAUCAGCCGCAGCCGCAGCUCUUAGAGCACCAGAUAGCUACUAUGAGAAACUGAAGAGGGACUAUGGCGCCAAGAAAGCUAUACUGUUGGAAGGACUAAAGGCCGCCGGGUUUAUUGUUUACCCUUCAAGUGGAACAUACUUCAUAAUGGUCGAUCACACCCCGUUUGGUUUCAGCAAUGAUGUGGAGUUCUGUGAGUAUUUGAUUCGCGAAGUCGGUGUUGUCGCCAUACCACCAAGCGUUUUUUAUCUCAACCCUGAGGAAGGGAAGAACUUGGUGAGGUUCACCUUCUGCAAGGAUGAAGAUACACUGAGAGGCGCAGUUGAGAGGAUGAAGACAAAGCUCAGGAAGAAAUGAAGAGGGAAAUUUCAUGUGGCUGUUGAUUGUUGAAUAAUCUGCUCGAGUUGAACUGCAUCCUGAUGCAUGUACUUUUUCUACCAAUAGUUAUCCUGUCAGUGACUUCAUACCUGGUGUCUUUACUAUUGUCUGUGCAAGCAGAUGAUGAUGGAUCAGGAUUAGCUGCUGGUACACUUUUGUAGCCUACUGACCAACUUGCGGCCGAUAUUUGUUCAUCCUUUUCUCCCUGUCCUA
Molecule: messenger RNA, 1712 nt
Organism: Phragmites australis (common reed)
Lineage: Eukaryota; Viridiplantae; Streptophyta; Magnoliopsida; Poales; Poaceae
Exons: 2
Coding region: 93-1478 (461 amino acids)
Biological process (GO): biosynthetic process
Cellular component (GO): cytoplasm
Molecular function (GO): L-kynurenine:2-oxoglutarate transaminase activity; pyridoxal phosphate binding
Source: RefSeq, a predicted model, not a curated record